Gadus chalcogrammus (walleye pollock) is the source of this 2143-nucleotide messenger RNA. Its product is annotated as upstream stimulatory factor 2. The transcript is spliced from 11 exons. NCBI's taxonomy places the organism in Eukaryota, Metazoa, Chordata, Actinopteri, Gadiformes, Gadidae. The record is from RefSeq and is a predicted model, not a curated record. Gene Ontology annotation, biological process: regulation of transcription by RNA polymerase II. The coding region runs from base 180 to 1034 and encodes 284 amino acids. Gene Ontology annotation, molecular function: DNA-binding transcription factor activity, RNA polymerase II-specific; RNA polymerase II cis-regulatory region sequence-specific DNA binding; protein dimerization activity.
CUUUAGCGCCCCCUUCCUCCACCAGCGCCUCUGUCUUCAUAUCCAGCCGACCCUCCUCACGUGUCCUGGGCUCUCUCUCUCGCUCCCUCUCUCUCUCUCACAUGACCGAGUGUUUGUUCCCGUGAUCACGACUUCCAUCCCCGUCGAGGAACCGAAUAUCACUUUCUCCUCCAACCCUGAUGGAUAUACAGGAACACAGUCUGGACACCGAAAGCAGCCAAUCAAAACAAGAAGAAGAGGAGGGUGUGGGCAUAUCUGGAGUGGGAGAGGAGCAGACGGCUGCGUUUGUCGACCACAACAUCCAGUACCAGUUCCGCCCCGAAGGCUCGCAGGUGACCUAUCGCGUCGUCGCGGUAGCGGAGCCACAGCCGGAGACGAGGGACAACACGGCGGUGAGCGUCGUUUCCACGGCAACCUUCGCCGGGGCUCCCCAGAACACCUUCAGCGAUGUCAGCCCAGUCGGUGGGGAGGCGCGCUUCACGUAUUUUCCCGCCGCGGCAGUGAGCGAUGUCCACGCGACCUCCGACCCCUCUCUGACGCCGGCCGGAGGUCAGUUCUAUGUGAUGAUGAGUCCGUCUGAUGUCAUCCCCGCCGCCGGCAGGAACCUAACGUCUCACGCGUACUCUCCAGAAGACGGCGCUGAUCUACAUGACGCAGCCUGGAAGAUGGAGGGGGCGCGGACCCCGCGUGACCAGAAGAGGAGAGCGCAACAUAACGAAGUGGAGCGGCGGCGCAGAGACAAGAUCAACAACUGGAUCGUCAGCUUGUCCCAGAUCAUCCCCGACUGUACGCUGGACAGCACCAAGACCGGCGCGAGUAAAGGCGGUAUCCUCUCCAAGGCGUGUGACUACAUCACGGACCUGCGGAAGAAGAACCAGCAGCUGGCGCAGGACCUGAAGGAGAUGGAGCGCAUCCAGACGGACAACCAGCUCUACAGACAGCAGGUCGAGGAGCUGAGGAGUGAGAACGCCCUGCUCCGGGCCCAGCUGCAACACAACGGCAUCCAGAUCGAGGGCGACACGCCCCCGCAGUGAGGCCCCGCCCGCCCUGACAUCACCGUGACAACGAGGCCAGCAGCAGCAGCAGAGCCUGAGGCGACAGGCUGACACACCAGACUAUGAGGAACAGCACUCCCCUCGUCCUCAACUCAACCAGACUCCAGCCAGCCGGUCUCCGCAGCCCGGCUCCUGUUCCCCACCCUGCCGGCUCGCCCUCCCCCACCUCGAACCCUUUCCCUCCUACGACUCCUGGAGAAGCAGAAGCAGGAUGUGGAGGAGGGGAUCAACUCCACAACCCCCCCCCCCCCCCUCCCUUCUACUCUUCCACCCUCUCCCAUCCCUCAGCUCCUCCUCCCCACCCCCUCUUCACUCCUCCUCCGCCCCCCCCCACACCAGAGCAUCUCUGCCGAUAUCACCGUGGACUCAUGGACUUGUGGUGUGUUACUAAGUAUGUUUUAUUUGUUUUUUAUUAUAUAAUGUUUUAUUUUUUACCUCCAUAUUAUCAAUUUCCUACAGGUUUAUUUUCAGCUUUUCUUGGUUUAAUUUAUUAGUCGCUUGUUGGCACAGUAGCAGCUGGAGAAGCUGUUUGUGUAUCAGAACGCUGUUUCGUGGCCACAGCUAAUGUCUAGAUAGAGCUACAUGCUAACACUGCUAAAGGCUAACGCUCUUGUACCAUCGGGUUGAGGAGCCUCACACACCUGCUCUAAACACACUGAUCAAUAACUGAUUAACUCUAUGCUGGCCUUUGGUUGUAAAGCUAACGUAACGUGUAGACCCCCCCCCCCCCCCCCCCCCCCAAAUUUGUUAGGGUUACUGGACUUUGGGGCUCAGAACCCGGUCGGCACAACACCGUGCGUGUUCCAAGCUCUCCAGGAUGAAGGGGGUUAGAACAGAGAAGUGCAAGGUCAUGGAAGCCUGCUCCCAAGGUCGCAGAUGUUAACAGAGUGAUGGAGGGAACUAAAUAAAGGUGAGCUUUUGUUCUUACAACUGAAGGGAACAAAUCCCAGCUGUUGGCUCUAUUUUAGUCUCGCAAUACUUCAAAUACUUCAAGUGCUACCGAGCGACCCCCUGGGGAAUGGUGGUGCUCAAACACUUUCUGCCCCAGCACGGAGGAGAAGGAGAUGAGGAGAAAUCUCAUCCGCCAA